AUGCUUUUCCGGCUACAUAUCGUCCGACAUGCAGAGGGAACGCACAAUCCUGCCCAUGAUACGACGAUCCUAGACCCGCCACUGACUGAAAGAGGAAUCGAACAGUCCCGGGAGCUAUCACAAACUUUUCAAUUCAAAGAAAGUGUUGGACUAGUGCUGGCGUCUCCGCUACGACGUACUCUUCAAACAGCUUACAUCGGCUUUCAACGAACACUCGAUCAAAAAUACUACGCCAAAGGAUCAGGAGCAGGCGUUCAAAAGGGUGCAAAAUUCGUUCUUGAGCCGGAUGUGCAGGCACACUCUUCUCGUCCAUGCGACACUGGCUCGGACAUUUCCAUUUUGCAGUCCGAGUAUCAAGAUCUGCCCUGGGACAUCCUUGAAUUGGAUCCUACAUUCCCUAAUAAGGAAGGGCUCUAUGCGUCUGAUUCUGAGGCGCUCAAACAGCGUGGAUGGCGUAUUCAGCGUCGGUUGGAGGAGAAGUUUAAGGAAUUGGCAAACACUGCUCGGCCUGAUAUUGUUGUUGUUACGCAUGGGGGCUUUAUAAGAUUUGUUACAGGAGAUGAUACUUUGACUAUUGGGCCGGCAAAAGCAAGGAGUUUUAUGGUUACAUUUGAUCAAGAUUCUAGACUUGUUAUUGAACAUUCAUUGUCUGGGUAA
Penicillium canescens is the source of this 657-nucleotide messenger RNA. RefSeq lists its product as uncharacterized. The transcript has a single exon. Gene Ontology annotation, cellular component: cytoplasm. Gene Ontology annotation, molecular function: phosphatase activity. The record is from RefSeq and is a predicted model, not a curated record. The coding region runs from base 1 to 657 and encodes 218 amino acids. Lineage: Eukaryota; Fungi; Ascomycota; Eurotiomycetes; Eurotiales; Aspergillaceae.